Molecule: messenger RNA, 5109 nt
Organism: Salvelinus sp. IW2-2015
Lineage: Eukaryota; Metazoa; Chordata; Actinopteri; Salmoniformes; Salmonidae
Source: RefSeq, a predicted model, not a curated record
UGAGUAGCCUACCUUUUUUGAGGGAGAGAGGGAUCAUCGACGAGUUGACUGAAUGUAUGUGCUUCUUUCUGCAACAGACUCGCAGAGCAGGCUAAUCCUUGGCAUUUAAAAACGGUGUCUUUUUUUCUGCAACAGACUCGCAUAGUGGGCUAGUUUUAGCAUUUAAAAAUGGUGUCUUCAAUUUCCUCGUCAUUUUAUUCGUUCAUUUCAGAGCUUGAGCUCCAAGACUGUUGAGAUGGUCGAUAAAGGUGCAUUGCUCUGACGCACUCGAGGAUGAAUGGAGAAAGUAGAACCUGGACUAGGCUACUCGUCGCUGGAUUACAUUUUAAUCCAUGUCUUUAGUCUUUGUUGUUGUGCCUUUUUAACUCUACACAACUCUCCRAAUUCUUAAACAUGACUGAAGAAAAUACGGAGUUUCCUAACGAGUUGCUGGAGAGUGUAAGAGWUGCCGUGGGAGGGAAGAUCAAGCUCACCCUGAAGAAGAGGGUGAAACUGGAGGUCAAAGGUGACAAACUGGAGAACCGAGUCCUGGCUUUGGCAUCCCAUCGGGGCUUUCUGCUUACUGUGAGGGUCCCCACCAAGAUUGAACAGACCUUCAAUUACCUGGAUAUACAAGGGAUCACUAGUAACAAGCCCACUCAGUUGUUGUUGAAGUAUGACCGAGGCCAGCUGUCCCUGAAGCUUGGCUCUGUGGAGGAUGUGGAUGAGGUGGUGGCCCACAUUGGGACCUGUCUACACAGGAUCUGUCCAGGCCUGUCCCCAGUGAAGGCGAUGAAGAAGUUGACCCUGAUGCCUCCUGAGAGGACGGCCGCCCUACAGUCUCUCUGGGAGGACCAGGCCACCACAGACCUAGGGCCAUGUGGUGGUUUCUCCCACAUGUACUGGUGUCUCUGCGACCAGCUGGGUCUGCCAUUCAGAGKMGAGGUGCAGUGGGAUGUGGACACAAUCUAUCAAACCCAGGACACCAGAGAACUGAACCUGCAGGAUUUCGUACAURUAGAGAACAGAGAUGUGGUGGCCAUCAUUCUGGUCCUYGAGUAUAACCAAUGGUUUACUAAGCUCUCCUCAAAGGACUACAAACUGUCCACAGAUGUGUGUGAACAAAUUCUGCGAGUUGUGGCCCGCUCCAGUCGCUUAGAGGAGCUGGUUUUAGAGAAUGCAGGUCUCAGAAGUGAUUUUGCACAGAAGUUAGCCAACGCUCUGACCUGCAACCCUGCCUCUGUACUUCACACCCUCGACCUCACAAACAACUCCCUGGAGGACAAGGGUGUAUCUGCUCUCAGUGCACAGCUAGCCAAACUCCCAAUGGGUCUCAAGCAUUUGAACCUCUCAAACACCUCCAUAUCACAGAAAGGGGUUAACAGUCUUGCCCAGGCGCUGAGUGCCAACCCUGCUGUCCCCACUACCCUCACACACUUGGACCUCUGUGGGAAUUCACUCCGAGGAGACGACCUCCCAAAUCUGUACAAUUUCCUMGGUCAACCUAACAGUCUAGCAAUUCUGGACCUGUCCAACAGCGACUGCUGUCUGGACCAAGUCUGCACMUCACUUCUACGAGGUUCUCUCAAGCACCUCUCAGUYCUCAACAUGUCUAAGAGCGUUUUCUCUAGCAGGAGAAGUAAAGAUGUGCCGCAUUCCUUCAAGCAGUUCUUUGGCACUGCCCUGGCUCUGAGAAGUGUCAACCUGUCUGGAACCAAACUCCCCCUGGAGGCGCUCAAGGCACUUUUACUAGGUCUUGGCUGRAAUCCUAAUCUAAGUGAAGUGUCACUGGAUAUCAGCAGCUGUGAGCUAAGAUCUGGAGGUGCUCAGAUUCUGGAGGGCUGCAUAGCUGAGAUUCCCAACAUCUCCAGGCUGGACAUCUCAGACAACGGUUUGGAUUCAGACCUGACCACUCUCUUAGUGUGGCUGGCUAGAAAUCGCUCCAUCCGCCACCUCUCACUGGGCAAGAACUUCAAUAACAUCAAGUCCAAAAAUUUGUCUCAAGUCUUGGACAACCUGGUGCACAUGAUACAGGAGGAGGAAUCGCCCCUGACGUCCCURUCCCUGGCCGACUCCAAGCUCAAGGGGGAUCUGUCCAUCGUACUGAACGCGCUGGGCAGCAACACCAGCCUGACCCGGGUGGACAUCAGCGGCAACGGCAUGGGAGACAUGGGGGCCAAGAUGCUGGCCAAGGCCCUGCAGAUCAACACCAAGCUCAGGACGGUUAUGUGGGACAAAAACAAUGUCAGCCUACAAGGCCUCCAGGAUGUGGCAUCUGCUUUAGAAAAGAACCAGACCAUCCGCUUCAUGCCUAUCCCCAUCAUCGAUGCUGCCCAGGCACUCAAGGCCAACCCUGAGAAAACAGAGGAUGCCCUACUAAAGAUGGAGCGGUAUCUACUAAGGAACCACGAGACUCGGAAAUACCUCCAAGAGCAAGCUUACCGUCUCCAGCAAGGCAUUGUCAUGACCACCACACAGCAGAUGAUGGACAGGAUCUGUGUAAAGGUGCAGGACCACCUAAACUCCCUGAGGUAUACGGAGACCGAUGUCGUCCAGGAGGACAUGAAGGUGGCCAAGAACCUCAUGAAGGACGCCAGGAACUCCAAAAGACUAUUGCCCAACCUGUACCACCUGAGGGGAUCUCCUAGUGGCAUGGGCGGCCCCCCUGACAUGGGCAGCCCCAUUCAGGACAAGCUGGAGUCCAUGGCUGGAGAGAUAGCCAGGGUCAUGGAUGAGCAGCUACAGACGUUGUUACAAUCUAUGGUUGACACCGCUGAGGGCCUCUGUCCCCACGUGAUGAAGAGGAGCAACCUGCAUCAGGAGCUGAUGAAGGCCGGUGCAGGCAAGAUGACCGUCCCCCAUAGCUUCAUCACCACCACGUUACUGGAGCAGUCAGGAGUCGACAUCCUCAACAAGAUCAGUGAAGUGAAGCUCAGUGUGGCGUCCUUCCUCUCAGACCGUAUCGUGGAUGAGAUCUUGGAAUCUCUGUCCCGUUCCCAAAACACUCUGGCAGAACACCUGACCAGGAAAGCGCAGCCUCUUCUCCACCAGGAGCCCAAAGAGACAGAGGUGCUGGAUGAGACGGUCCUCCAGCCUGAGGCCCAGACCCAGGAGCAGAGGCAGCAGCCUGCUGAAAGUCUGGAGGAGAUUGACACCUGUGUGAUGACACCCAAGUCCAAGAGGAAGAGCAUUCUCUGCAGGAUGCUGCGGCCUGUCUCUGUGGCCUUUGAAAUGGAGUUUGACUUGGACAAGGCCCUGGAAGAAGUGCCUAUACACGAGGAAGACUCGCCCCCUCCUCCCCUAUCGGACAWGAUGCCGACGUACUUUGGCGAGCUGCCCACUAUGGAGGCCCGGAAGCUAGAGCACCACACCAAGCUCCGUCCCAAACCAAAAAAGAGGACCAAACCUAGCCGAGCACCACGGGAUUCAAUCUGCACCUCUCCACCACCAGAAGAAGUGGAGCAGAACCGCCUCCUGGGAAAAGUGGAUGAGGGUGUUGAUGAAUUCUUUUACAAGAAAAUCACCCAACUUAGUUUUAAACGACCCACCCUGAGGGGCUCCCCCAACAUCCAGGAGGGUUCGGAGAAGAAACGGGAAUCCCGGAAAAGCGGCUUCCUUAACCUCAUCAAGUCUCGCACCUCCAAGUCCGAGAAGAGCCAUGGAGCAGCCGCCAUCACCACCCCGGCUUCUGCGACCGUCAGCACUGUGACAGAGGUGCCCCUGUCCCCCAAGGCUCCGUUGCGGGACCACUCGGAAAUAUCCCCUGACCGCUCAGAAAAGCCGCCAACCCAUGAACCCACUGCGGAACAGCACUCGGAGAGUGACAGUAAGGGGGGUGGCUGGCACUUUGGGGUCAGCAUGGACCUCCUGGCAGAGAUGAGAAAAAUGCAUGAGAAAAUGGCCACCCAUAAGUCUGACUCAUCUUCCUCUUCAGACAAGGCAGAUGGUAAACAAGGAAAGCCYGAGAGUCAAACAUCGUCGAUAUCGCCCAGGUCUAAGCCCACCAGUGUUACACCCAGACUCCCAGCACCCCCGGGCACCAAGCCCCACCUGGGACCUCUGAGCCCUCGCACCAGCAGCAGCCACAGCCCAGAUGACACCCCUGACUCCCCUCUUGGAAACGUAUCCCCAAAAGGACCACUGCCCGCCCCUCGCCUGAAGAGYYCGCCGUCAGACUGUGAGAGGGAGGGGGAGACUAGCCCCAUUAAUGUUGAACUCACAGGAGACUCUAGCCCAUUUGACUUAGACCAUGAGACGGACAGGUCUGUUAUUGGCGGGAGACAGUGGUCCUCCCUGAAGAGUUCCACUUCUGUGGUACAGGAAGUAGAGGGWCGAGAGCGCACCAAGUCCCUCCCUGCAUCUGAGAGACCUUCGUCCAUGGUGGACGCUGCCCACUGCCAAAGCCCUGGGGUGUUUGAUGAAGACAACAACACGAAGGAAGACUUCUCUCCUCCCCCUGACACAGACCAAAGACAGGACCUUAUGCCUGACAGCAUAGAGGAGGAGGAGGAGGAAGAAGAGGACACCAUCAAUGACAUCGUCCCAGUGUAGAGAGAAAAGAUACAUCUAGUUUCUCCAUACUUUUCUCAAAGUGUUCCAUGGAGUGUCCAAGUGCACACUURGGGAGAAUUGUGGAGAAUCGUAAUGCAGACAAAUAGCAAAGAACAAAAAAAGCUUAUGGACAACCUUACAAAUAUCGUAUUCUUAACAAAGACCAUUGAUUGYKUWAMRCAAUCAACCAAUAAGCAGUGUUGUGUUCCUAUGUCUAAUAUGCAUAWAAUGUAUAUUUGUCAAUAUCUAUUAAAACACUGAAAGAGAUAUAUGGAUGUGUUUAAAAAUAUGUAUGAGAUUUACAUUGUACCAUGGGCAAAUUGAUCAAGUAAACCUUAUUAAUGACAGGCAUAAUAACUUUGAUAUAUCAUGAUUUAUAUGYAAUACAUUUAUUGCGGGGCUUGGUGAUUGUUUCCAGUGUUAGGUUUAUUGGCUCAAUUGAUUUAUGCUGAAAAUACACAAACUAAUUUUUCAGMUUUUUUGCAAUGUAUUGUAACAAAAUCCUUUACAUGUAACAUCAAGUUUGUGUAUAAUCCUGUAUUUGUAUAUUUGUAACAAUAAAAAAUAUUUCUACUGGCA